This is a messenger RNA of Jaculus jaculus (lesser Egyptian jerboa), 943 nucleotides long. RefSeq names its product cell division cycle 26 (gene Cdc26). NCBI's taxonomy places the organism in Eukaryota, Metazoa, Chordata, Mammalia, Rodentia, Dipodidae. The transcript is spliced from 4 exons. Gene Ontology annotation, cellular component: anaphase-promoting complex. The record is from RefSeq and is a predicted model, not a curated record. The coding region runs from base 224 to 481 and encodes 85 amino acids. Gene Ontology annotation, biological process: regulation of mitotic cell cycle; anaphase-promoting complex-dependent catabolic process; protein K11-linked ubiquitination.
UGUAGUCCAGGUGCCUUAGCAAUGGAGUCGUGGUGGGAGUCGAGGUUCCUGGAAGGGGUUGACGCUUGAAAACAGAUUGUGACGGUGACAUUUAACUGUAGCUGAGCACAGGAAGCGUUUGUUUAAUGAAUGACUUAUCCAUUUAGGACCUAGUUAGAUCCUGCAGAUAAUCCUGUGAAUUGCUAAGAGUUCACUGGGUCUGGCUCUUCGUGCUAACUUCAGCAUGCUGCGACGAAAACCAACACGCCUGGAGCUAAAGCUGGAUGACAUUGAAGAGUUUGAGAGCAUCCGGAAGGACCUGGAGACUCGUAAGAAACAGAAGGAAGAGGUGGAUGUUGUAGGAAGCAGUGAUGGAGAAGGAGCUAUUGGGCUCAGCAGUGACCCCAAGAGCCGGGAACAAAUGAUUAAUGAUCGAAUUGGUUAUAAACCCCAACCUAAGCCCAACAACCGCUCAUCUCAAUUUGGAAGCUUUGAGUUUUAGAGAUGGAUUCUCUUGUGCGACGGAGCCCUGGAAUGGAAUAAAAUGAUGGCAGCAGUACCACCCAAAUUUAGAAAAUUGAGUGCUUGGAGCCAAGCAGAAUAUUUUCCUUACUGCAAGGAGAAAUAACUUCUGCAUGAAAUUACUGAAGAUUUUUCAACUUUCAUGCAAAGCUGGGAUCCAAAUUCUGAUUUGUCUCUCAAAAAUUUGACUGUGGAAAGCUUACCUGAUUUCUGUUUUUAAAAAUAAAUAUAUUUUUGGAAAAAUGUGAGACAUUCAUAACAUGAUAGCACUGGCUGACCCCCAGGUUUUGAUAGGUCGUUGUUACAAAAGGUGACAUAAUUCUUUACUAAUGACUGAACAUUGAGCACCUCCCAUUAAGCCCUGUGCCUCACUUAACUCAUUUAUUCAGUGUGUAUUUGUUGAGAGCUGACCAUGUGCAGUAAACAAAGAUGCCUGCCUGAA